This is a messenger RNA of Maniola jurtina (meadow brown), 1876 nucleotides long. RefSeq names its product acetylcholinesterase-like. Lineage: Eukaryota; Metazoa; Arthropoda; Insecta; Lepidoptera; Nymphalidae. The record is from RefSeq and is a predicted model, not a curated record. The coding region runs from base 118 to 1791 and encodes 557 amino acids. The transcript has 4 exons.
UUUCAAAUCAAUACGUUACAGAGUGCUGUGAAGUUCGCAUGUUCACGCUUGCUUGAGAGCUCCUUUGUUAUUAAUUUGUACCUUUCUAUAUUAUGAAUCAAUAAUAGGCUAUACAAAAUGUGUAGUGUAAAGUAUCAGGUUAGCCUGAUUGUAGCAUUGUUACAAAUAUGCGCGAUAUUUUGUGUAAGGGAGAAGCAAGAUAACGAUGCCCCAGUAGUGACGGUGAAGGAAGGCAAACUGCGCGGCACCACAUACAACCUCGUGGAUGGAUCUACUUGUUACGCCUUCAGAGGAAUUCCUUUUGCAAAACCACCAGUCGGAGAUCUACGGUUCAAGGCUCCCUUGCCGCCUACAUCAUGGAAAGGUAUACGUGAUGCGACCAACUUCGGUGACAUCUGUACACAAUACAAUUCGACAUAUCAAGGAUCCGAGGAUUGCUUAUUCCUAAACAUUUACACAAAAUCCCUGAAUCCAAACGCAAAAAUACCUGUGAUGGUCUGGAUUUAUGGAGGAUCGUACUACGAGGGAUCGGGAGAUUUCUUUUUACCCGACUUCCUAAUGCUACACAACGUUAUGCUAGUAACUUUCAACUAUAGACUCGAUAUGAUAGGCUUUUUAUCAUUGGAAACGCCUGAGGCUCCUGGUAAUGCUGGCCUGAAGGAUCAGGUAGCCGCGUUGCGAUGGAUUCAGAAUAACAUAGCUAAGUUUGGAGGAGACCCGAAUAGUGUGACGCUUUUUGGCGAAAGUUCUGGGGCAUCCUCUGUCACUUAUCACAUGUUCUCUCCGAUGUCCGCAGGCCUUUUCCACAAAGUCAUAGCACAAAGUGGAGUCUGCAUUCACGAUUGGGCGAUCGGAAGGGGCGCAAAAGCGAGAGCUUUUCGAGCAGGAAAAAUUUUAGGCACCGAAACAAAUGAUGUUCAAGAAUUACUCAACUAUUUUAAAUCUCUAGAAGCCAGCGCUCUUACCAAUCUAACCAUCGCAACAUUGACACCCGAUGAAAGGUACAGAGGCUUACCAGAAAAAUUCAUUCCAGUUAUCGAAAAGAAGUUCCCGAAUGUCGAAGCGUUUAUAACUGAAAAUCCAGUUCGAAUGCUGAUUGAUGGCAAAGUUAACAGAGUCCCUUUAAUGCUCGGAUACAAUUCCGGGGAAGGGUUAAUAAUUUUACCCGAUCAUCUUACGAAAUUAGACGUGUAUAAUAAAGAACCUUCCUAUUACGUUCCGUUAGAGAUUGCGGAACAGAUUACCAAAGAUCAAUUAAGAGAUUUCGGUGAUAGAAUAAAGGGAUUCUACGUUGGAAACAGAAACAUAACCGAAGACGACUCAAAUACAAUAGUCGAUAUGCAAACCGACAUGCAUUUCUCUUACAACACCCAGAGAUUCGCGCAUAUGUACACGAGAUUAGGCGCACCUGCAUAUUUGUAUAGGUUUGACGCGGUAACGGAUUUGAAUAUUAUUAAAAUUGCAUUAGGGCUCACCAAUUUGAAGGGUGUUAGUCAUGCUGAUGAGCUUUGGUACCUGUUCUACAAUUACUUGAACGAGAAACCCUACGCGGAGCAAGAGAAGUUGAGAGAUAUCGUGUACAGAGUAACGAAGCUGUGGACUAACUUUGCGAAGACUGGUCGUCCAACGCCUGACAACAGUUUAGGAGCAAUCUGGCAGCCAUACACAACCAAAGGGAAAGAGUAUUUUAAAAUAGAUGAAACUUUCGUUCCAUCCCAUAGAGCAGACAAACGGAGGAUCAAGUUUUGGGGCAAACUGUAUGAAGAGGCUUACUUACCAUAUGUUUCUUAAAAAAUAUGAACUACAAUUUAAAAAAAAAUAACGUUUCAAAGAACUUGAUAGAAAAAAAACAUCAGCUGAUAAUAUUUAAGUAAGU